Messenger RNA from Rotaria socialis, 3954 nucleotides. The record is from the annotation of a GenBank genome assembly. Lineage: Eukaryota; Metazoa; Rotifera; Eurotatoria; Philodinida; Philodinidae.
AUGACAGAACCUGUUGUCCAGUGUACAUUUCAUAAUGUUUCAACUGAUCUUGUUAAUAUUAUAUCAUCAUCAAUGGGCAUUCGUUCAUUAUCAAAACAAAACAAUAAUCAAUUUUCUUAUUCAUCUUCACUUUUAAAUGCUCGACAAAUACGUUCUAGUCUUGCUGAUACUCUUGGUCAAUAUCCACAAAUUUGGUUUUCAAUAGAUCAUUCAAAUCAGUUUAAUAAUUCUUCGUCAAAAUUCGAUAAAAAUGUUUAUAUGAUUGAUCAUAUAUUUUUUGGUUCUUUAUAUUCCAUUGAAAAAUUUCUCGUUCAUAAUACACCUCUCAAUAAUAGAAAUCGUUGGAAAAUAAGAAUUUAUAAUAAACAAACAUUAAUGAUUGAAUCUGAAGACGAAGAAGAAGAAGAAGAAGAAGAAGUCUGUUCUAUCCGCUUAUCUGUACCAAUAAAAUUUCUCCACAAACAAAUUCUUGUUAUUGAUGGUGAAGAUUUUUCUGAAAUUAUUUGUAGUUAUAAUUUUAUAACAGUCGAAAUACGAACAAAUAGUAAUAGCAAUAAAAAAUAUGAAAAGAUUUGUGGUAAUAAUCCAAUAGUUAAAUCAUUAAAUCAAUGUACAGAAUUUUUAAUAUGUUUAUCGCCGAAAACAAAUGCUGAUUUACUUCUUGAUUAUCUUCAAUUAAAUUAUCAUUUCCAAAUUUUUUAUACAACCAUCGUAAUACAACAUAGUAUUCAUGAAUGGUCAAUGCAUGAUAUGAGUUGGUAUCAAACAGAUAAUACACGUUAUGCUAUAUCAAUGUUACAUUCAUUAGGGUAUGCUUUUGAUGAUAAGUAUUUAAGCAAUGAAUCACUUCAAAGUUUAAUGAUUGCAUUAGCUGAAAAAGAUGAAAAUAAUUUUUAUCAAUUAUCAUUAAAAGCUUUUUAUGAACUAAGAAAAUGUCAUUGGCUAAAUUUGAUAGAAAUUUUUAAUAAAAAUCUUGUUAAAACAGUGGACGAGAGUAAUAUUUUUCAUGUUGCUGUUAUUCAUAUAACUCCAACGCGUAUUUUAAUAAUGCCAAAAGAAAAAACAAAAGGACAUCGUGCAAUGCGCCAUUCAUUAUUUCAAGAUGUUCAUGAUUUUUGUCUUGUUUAUUUAAAACCUGACCCACCAAAUAUAUAUUUCAAUGAUGAUAAUAAUCAUAUGAUAGGAUAUUUUAGAGAAUUAUUUCUAUCUGGUAUUGAUUUUGGUGGGAAUCGUUAUCAUUUAUUUGGUGCAUCAAAUUCACAAUUAAAAGAUCAUUCGUUUUGGUUCAUUAAAGCAUUAUCAUUAAAUGAAAUUCAUCAAAAACGACAAUUAUUAGGUCAAUUCGAUGAUAUUUUGAAUUUAGGUACAUAUGUUGCUCGACUAGGUUUAUGGUUCAGUAAAACUGAUCCAACAGAUAUUAAAAUUAAUUAUUGCUCCAAUGAAAAUGAACUUAAUCAGCGUGUUAGAAAAGGAGAAAUAUGUAUCAUGAUGAUUGAAGAUAUUGAAAGAAAUAAUUAUUGUUUUACCGAUGGAAAUGGUUUAGUUUCGAAGGGUUUGGCAAAAUUAAUAAAUGAAAAACUUACGAAUAGUCAACAAAACAAACAAAUUAUACCAUCAGCUUAUCAAAUUCGUAUAGCUGGUUGUAAGGGUCUUAUUAUAAUUGAUCCUCAAUCAACAUUUGAUCAGUUCUAUAUUAAAAUUCGUCCAUCAAUGAAAAAAUUUGAAUGUAAUGAUUGGACUUUAGAUAUUUGUGGUUAUAGUCGCGCAAUACCGAGUCGACUUAAUAAUCAAUUUAUUUGGCUAUUAUCAGAUCUUGGUGUAUCGGAUGAAGCAUUUUUUCGACUUCAACAACGAUGGUUUAGUAGAAAGCCACCACAUUCAAAUUAUUCCGAUGACAUAUUGAAAAAUAAAAUUCCAUUACCUGUGAAUGAGUGUCGCUAUAUUUAUGGUUGUGCAUUAGAAUCUCAACUUCAAGAAGGACAAUGUUUUAUUCGCUAUCAAAUUUUAAAUGAGAAUGGCAAAUCAUGUUCAAAACCAAAAUUUGAAUGUGUUCGAGGAAGAGUUAUUGUGACAAAAAAUCCUUGUCCAUAUGCUGGAGAUAUGUUAGAAUUAUGGGCAGUUGAUUUGCCAGAAUUAUAUCAUUUAAAUGAUGUUAUUAUUUUUUCGGUUCGCGGUGAACGACCUGAUUUUAAUAAAAUUGCUGGAUCUGAUCUUGAUGGUGACGGAUAUUUUGUCUACUGGGGUCAAGAAUUACGUCUCAAAUCUCAAGUGAAACCACUCGAUUAUACUCCAGAUAAAAAACAAUAUCAAUCAAAACCUAUUUCUCCUGAAGAUGUUAUUAAUUAUUGUCUUUCAACAUUAAACAUGACUAGUUCAGGUGAAAUAUAUAAUUUGCAUGCUAUAAUUAUCGAUAAAAAUUAUGAAAAUUAUCAACAAAGAACAUGCCAACCAUUAGCCAUUGAAUUAGCUCGAAUGUUUUCAUCGGCUGUCGAUUCUGGUAAAACAGGUUAUAUUAUUGAUAAAAAACGUAUUAAAAGCAUUCGUGAAAAAUAUGGACAAAAAUAUCCCGAUUUCUUAGGAAAAGAUGAGAAAAGAUCAUAUACAUCAGAAUCUAUUGUUGGCAAACUUUAUCGCAAUGCACUUAAUUACAUUCAUGGAAACUUAAAACAACUUGAAGCAGUUUUUGCUCAAUUGAAUAUCGUUGAAAACGAACAGGAAAUAUUGCCGCAUAUAAAUUUACCGUCAGAAAAUAAAUUUGAUACACCAGUGAUUUCAUCUAAAUCAGCUGAUAAAUCCAUGGCAUUACAUCCAGGUUCUCCAUUGCCACUAACUCCAAAUUCAGUUUCCAUAAAUAGCGAUAAUUCUUUUAUAUUGUACAAUAAAAUUCCAUCUCAAUUUUUUCUAAUCGAUGGUAUGACAUCAUUAUACUCAUCAAUACAAUUACAUCCGUCAACAAAACCUUUUUAUUCCGAACAUAAUGAUUUAAUUCGUCUUCGUAUUGAACUCGAACUAUUAUCUAACGAACAUUUCAAAACAUAUUUACCAUCUUUAUCUUCUCUGUUCUUCGAACAGCUUUCUUCUUUUCAAUAUUCAAUAAAUGAUAAUGAAGUAUCAAAACUGAUUAUUUCAUAUGGAUAUAUAUAUUUAUUAAAAUAUCAAGAGCAAAUGUUAAGUCUUACACAAUCUCCUAAAACUUUAGAGUCUUUAUUAAAUAAUCAUUUUUUACCACCACUAUUUGAUACAUUUUUUCCAUCAACCAUUCUUGAACGUAUAGAAAUAACGAAGGAUAAUGCUCAUUGUCUACAACAGAUAUUUUAUAAACUAAAUCAUACGAUUAAACAAGAAUAUAUGGAGUCAAUAUCUGAUUCUCUAUGCUUAGUAUUACCAUGGUUUAAAAUGAAUUUGAUUGAACAUCAACGUGAAAUAAUUCUCAUUUGUCUAAAUACUCAUUCUAAUAAUGAAAUUCGUAUACAUUUUGAUAAAAAUGGUCGAAUAAAAUCUAUUGAUAAUUUACCGAAAGUUUUAUUUAAAUGCUUUCAUCAACAAACAUCAUCAUCUUACCGCCCCGAUAUGCUUUAUGAAUUUUGUUCUUAUUCAACGAUAAAUAAUGAAAAUUAUUCAUUAAUAUUUAAACAUGAAGUAUUACUUGACCCAACACAACCAUUAACACUUCCGUUACAUGAAUAUAUAGUUCCUAUUGUUUCAUAUAGUAUUGUAGCAAAUAUAUUUCGAUAUAAUGAUAUAGAAAUACAUAUUAUACGAACAUUUGCACCCAUUCAUUAUAAAAAUGAUGAUUUUUAUAAACUCAGAUGUAUAUUAGGUUAUAUUGAGCAAUUGGAACAACAGCAUUCAAUUGAAAUGCAUGUUCAUAUGAAUAAAAAUGAAAAAUUAAAUCGAGAAAAAUUACGUUAUAUUAUGGCAUUGGCUACGGAACUUAGUCAAAUGUUAGAUUGA